AUGCCACCAAGGGCCACGAGGUAUGAGGUAAACGACAAGGUGUUGUGCAAGCAUGGCUUGUUCUUCUAUGAGGCGAAAAUAACCGAUGUUGAAGAAGAGGCUGGCGAAAUGAUCUAUACGGUACAUUACCAGGGUUGGCACAAGAGAUACGAUGAACGAAUUCGUCAGUCGAAAUGCCCUGAAAUGUUUCUACCGUUGACCGAAGCGAACAUCGCUAAAGCGAAGGCGGACAUUCAAGAGGCAAGCGCUGCGAAGACGAAACGCAAGAAACAGAAAUUAGAGGACGAUGACGCGCGGAAGAGCGAAAAUGGCAGCCGAGCAUCAACUCCGAGUGAUCGUGCAGGAAGUAGUUGCCAUGCUCCUAGUGUUCACAGCGAUCGACGCGGUCCUGUUUCAAAACCAUCGGAGACUGUGACACAGAAAAGUGCUGGCGAUGAGGCAGAUGAGGCGGUCUUGGUUUCGUUGGGCCCGAAAAUUGACGCGCAAGUUGAGAUGCUGAGCAAUUUGCCGAAAUUGUUCAAGAAGAUUUUAGUCGAAGAAUAUAACGCCAUCAUGGUUCAUGGAAAGCUAGCAGUUCUGCCUGCCAGAGUUACGGUCUACAAUAUCGUUGAGAAAUAUCAGGAAUUUUCAAGGAAUCUGUUUCCUAAAAAUAUGGAGAUCGAUGUCGAGCAUGAAGGUGGUACAACCCGCAUUCCUGGAGUAGAUACUCUUUGUGCGACUGCAGUCAAUUUACGGGACUAUUUCGACAUUGUUCUUGGCUACCAGUUGUUGUACAAGUACGAGAAACCGCAGUACCAGGCAUUGUCGAAGCGUGAGCAGGAGAAGUUUGAUGGCGAGGUGACGAAAACGCCGGAAACCCCCGGUCGCAGGCGCAGGCAGACUCGCGAUGUGAGACCGUCACUUCCGCCCCUAGUGAUAUUGCAGUUAUUGGAAGGUGGUCCAUUGCGUCCAGAGAUGCUUCGGCCAUCGAAAUACUACGGUCUUUGUCAUUUGCUGCGUCUGUUGGUAAAGUUGCCAAUUUUGCUCCGUUUGAGUUCUACGGACGAUUCUGAAUUUAUGGUCCGCAUUGCAUGUGUGCACGAUUUCAUCGCGUUCCUCAGACAGAAUGCACCAAUGAUUUUGAAUUUUGAUUUAGACUAUAAGGUUGCAAGCGCUGACUAUGCAAAGGCAGUUGGUUGA
This is a messenger RNA of Ostertagia ostertagi, 1179 nucleotides long. The record is from the annotation of a GenBank genome assembly. NCBI's taxonomy places the organism in Eukaryota, Metazoa, Nematoda, Chromadorea, Rhabditida, Trichostrongylidae.